Molecule: messenger RNA, 7143 nt
Organism: Hemicordylus capensis (graceful crag lizard)
Lineage: Eukaryota; Metazoa; Chordata; Lepidosauria; Squamata; Cordylidae
Gene: ARHGAP31
Product: Rho GTPase activating protein 31
Exons: 12
Coding region: 33-4340 (1435 amino acids)
Biological process (GO): small GTPase-mediated signal transduction
Molecular function (GO): GTPase activator activity
Source: RefSeq, a predicted model, not a curated record
GGAGGGGGCAAGCCUCUUUUGGGAACUAACUCAUGAAGAACAAGGGAGGAAAGCCGAAACUCAAGAGGAAAGGAGCCACGAACGUAUUCGGCUGUGAUCUGACGGAAUAUCUGGAGAGCUCUGGACAAGAUGUUCCCCUGGUACUGAAGAACUGUGCAGAGUUCAUUGAGACUCACGGCAUUGUGGACGGCAUCUAUCGGCUUUCUGGAGUUACAUCCAACAUUCAGAAGUUGAGGCAAGAGUUUGGGUCAGACCAAUGCCCAGACCUGACCAAGGAAGUUUACCUCCAGGACAUCCACUGUGUGGGGUCACUCUGCAAGUUAUACUUCCGGGAACUACCCAAUCCCCUCCUCACUUAUGACCUUUACAAGAAAUUCACGGAGGCCGUGUCAUGCUUCCCAGAUGAAGAUAAAUUGGCCCAAGUUCAGAAUGCCAUCCAGAAACUUCCACCGUCUCAUUACAGGACACUGGAAUACCUGAGUAAGCACCUGGCUCAUCUAGCAUCCCUCAGCACCAUGACCAACAUGCACACCAGGAAUCUGGCUUUAGUGUGGGCACCUAACCUCCUCAGAUCAAAGGAGAUUGAGGCUGUGGGCUGCAAUGGAGAUGCAGCUUUCCUGGAGGUGCGAGUCCAGCAGUUGGUGAUUGAGUUUAUAUUGAACCAUGUGGACGAAAUCUUCAGUGACAGUGUUUCUGCCAGACCCAAGGAGAAUGAAGAGAAUAAGCCCAUUGUGAAGAGCUUGACGCUGCCUUCUGCCUCUCUGCCCAUGAAGCUGGUGAGCCUGGAAGAAGCUCAGGCCCGGAGCCUGUCAGCCGGCCACCCUGCCCGCAAGGAGCGAAGGGAGAACAGCUUGCCUGAAAUUGUUCCAGUCACUGGCUCUUUCUGCCACACCGUGCUUGAUCUUCCCGACAGCAAGAGAAAGUUAUCUACAAAAUCUAAGAAAUGGAAGUCAAUAUUCAACCUGGGUCGCUCUGGAUCAGAAUCCAAGUCGAAACUGAGCCGAAAUGGAAGUGUGUUUGUGCGAGGGCAGAAGCUCUCUGAAAAAGCGACUAUCCGGCCAGCGAAAAGCAUGGAUUCGCUGUGUUCACUUCCAGUAGAAGGAGAUGGUGAAAAAGGCCACUUCAAGCGUACUGUCAUGGCUGGAGGGUUUUUCGUUCCAGUGAUGAAGCCGCGGCCAGUGGGACCAAACAGCUCCCUUGACCCCAGCAAGCAGGAAAAUGAUUGGGAUCCAAAGGGGGCAGAAGGAGGUGCAGAGGACAGUGGGGAGAACGAUGCGUCCUGGCCUGCCCAAGCCAGACCACUUCCUGAGCAACUGAAGGUGUUCCGGCCCAUAGAAGACCCUGAGAGCGAGCAAACCUCCCCCAAAAUGUGCCGUAUGUUCUACACUUCCGGUGAUGGGGCGGCAAAAUCAGGCUUCCAUGGGACUAUCUUCCCCCUGGAGGCCUCCCCCCGGCAUCAGCGGAAAGCCUUGAAUAUCUCUGAGCCCUUCGCUGUCUCUGUCCCCCUUCGGGUGUCUGCAGUCAUCAGCAUCAAUAGCACCCCGUGCCGCAUGCCUGCUAAAGAGAAGCCUGCCCUCUCCAGUCUGCAAGAGUCCUCUUUCUUGGGGCUGGAUAAUGUUGUGACUGCCUCCCCAGAAGGAGACAACCCCACCAGGCCAGAGCAGACCGCAAUCAAGGAAGAAAAGAAAUCUGAGCCCAAAACUGGAGCAGAUUCUGAGUAUGAGGAAUCAACAACAACCAAGAAGCUAGAGUCCUUGGGUGACCCUCAACCAACAAGAAAAUCUCAGGAGACAAAAAGAAGUGGCAAUAGUGACAAUGAAGUUUCAGAGGAAAAGCAUAACCCGGAACAGACACCACUCAUUGAUAUCUCAGCAAGCCAGCAGCAGACAGGUCAAGUGACUCAGGUUCAGUUAGAGGUGAAGGACAGGCCAGAACAGAGCUGUUGGCCCCAGGGGGCACUAAUAAAUAAAACAGAGGAUCCAACACAACUAAGUGAACUGGUGGUUGAAAAUCAUUCUAGUGCCAUAAUGGAACCGCUGUGGCCAGAAAUUCAACAAGAACUGAAAAUCGUUGAAUCUGAAGAGGAACUGCCAUUUGCUGCGGCUGCCUCAGAGACAUGCAGUUCUGUGCUGUCUUCAACGUCAUGCCAAGAUGAAAAUGCAAACCGAAACCUACCAGCCAUACCUCAUAGCCCUUUAUCUGGUGGUGCCCUUUCCAAGGGAUCAAAGGACUUGCCUGCUUCUGAUUCCGAAAUGAGGAAGCAGGAAAAUAUCUCUUGUGGGGCACCUCGUCCAAAGGAUGAUCUUGAAAUUGAGGACACCAAGACUGACCUUCCACCUCAACCUCAAGACUGGAAGCUUCUACCAGAGCCAGAAGAAAAUAUGGAUCUUCCAAUAAAUAUAUUGUCAUAUCCCAAAGAAAAGCGUUCAGACCAACCAGAGCAGGAAAAUAAGACUUGGCUUCCCCCAAAGUAUAAGGAAAGCUCGGCUAUAACGAAGAUCCAGGGAGGUGAUGAGAUGUGUUCAGAAAGGAUGGACCAGUCCAGUUCUAAGACCUUAAGUGGAGCUGGAGUCCACCAGCUCAAGGAAGGCAACAGGAAUCAUCGAGCCCAUGACUCUCGUCUUGAGCAGCAAGAGGAAGACACAUGCGUGGACCAUGGGCAGAGCUUAGAGUUGGUGGAGCCAUGGGAAGAUCAUCAGUGGGUCACUAGCCCCCUCCAUUCACCUACCUUCAAGGACACCCAAAGAAAGGCCCUUCAGGAGCUUCAGCUGCAGAGCCAAGGAGUGGCCCGGGGCCAUUUCAAGAAGCCAUGUUUCAGUCGUAGCUUUUCCUUAGACAGUAAAGACUUUGUGAAGAAGUACUGGGCUAUUGAGGUGCCUUUUACAAGAGCAGAUGAGGAACAUGUUUGUGGUGGCAGUAUAUCAGGCACCGAGGAAGCCUCACAAGCAUGCUGGAGGGAAACUGACAGAGUAGAAGCAUGGCUGAAUCCUUCAGAUGAAUCUUCCAAGCCAGAUGAAACAAGCAAGAUGCCUCUGAGUCAUGACGCAGGCUUUGUAGCUAGAGAAUUCCCACCCAGGCAUGGAGAAUUGUGCCUUGACACUCACAAAGACUCAGUAGGGAAAGAAAUGUCUGAGGACAAAGAAAACCAGGAAGUAUUGAGGUAUGAGUACCCUUUGCCACAGUUUAAUUCUGGGGAUGAUUUAUUAAGCUCAAACAGCCCAGAAAAAGAUGUAUCCAGGGCUCAGCUGCUUGACAGCCCUGGAAUUGUUGGCACCAAAGACCUCUGUUCUUCCAGAGUGCCCCAGAAUAGCAAAGGUGAAGACACCCCAAGGAGAGGAAGACCUAGGCCCUCUUCUCUCAAUCUGGAUUCGGUCCUUCCAGCUGCCAACAUUUUUAACUUUGAGAGUCUUUCUGUGCCCACUCCGCCCAGGCACUUCCUUUGUGGGCAAAAUGAAGUGAAGACCAGUGAUUCGGUGCCAUCACUUCCUGUUUCCUGCCCAAGCAAGAACCUUUGGGGCUCCCACUUUGACCCCCAAGACUUAGACCUAGACUACAUAAUGAUGGCUCAUGCGGCUACAGGUCGCCGUAACUCUGCUCCAGUGAGCGUCUCAGCAGUGAGGACCUCUUUUAUGGUCAAAAUGUGUCAGGCUAGAGCUGUGCCAGUUAUCCCACCCAAGAUUCAGUACACCCAGGUCCCCCAGCCUUUGCAGACACAGAACCCCAACUGCAGAACCCUGUUGGCACCAGACAAUAAAGAAGCAGAAGCCAACAUAGGCCAACGCAAGCCAACCCAAACUGCUCAGGGCCAGCUGCAACCCCCAAAGAGUCCAAUUAUAGAUAGGAAGGGGAAAGAAAAUAGUAAUGCGCCCCUUAUGGAUUCGACAGGAACUAGAAAGGUGGAACUCUCUCUUUCUAAUCAUAAUUCCAUCCAGGAUGCACCAGUUCUUCGCCGAAAGCGCACCUCUGGAGGCGAGACUACGGGAGACAAUCCACAGUCUUCAAAAAUGGAGAGGCCAUCAGGGGUUUCCAAGCCAUCUUACAGAUCUAGACCAGGAAGACCUCAGAGCCUUAUCCUGUUUAGUCCUCCCUUCCCAGUUAUGGACCAUCCUUCUGCAGACUCCAGGGUGUUGCUUUCCCCCAUUAGAAGCCCCUCACAGAUCCCCUCUCCAAGCCCUCUUUCCAGCGAUUUGUCAGGGACCACCUCAGAGGGGGUCACCCUUCGGAACAAGAUGACCAUUCCCAAGAAUGGCCAGAGGCUAGAGACUUCCACAAGCUGUUUUUAUCAACCCCAGAGGAGGUCUGUGAUUCUGGAUGGGAGAAGUGGGAGGCAGAUAGAAUAAUGCCCAUUCCCUCCACAUCUCUUCCCUGGUGGAUGAGUUGGGGAUGGUCACUAGGAUGAUGCUGUUAUUGUUAUACACACAAAUACUGCUCAAAAAAGAACUAUCUUAUGAGUUCCAACAAUCCUUUAUUCUACAGCUAAUUACUCUGAAUUGAUAGGCAGAAUAUUCCAGGGAUUUGGCAAAGGGUGUGCCAGAGAAAGCAGGAUUCUGUUGAAAGCAAGGCAGAUCAUGAGACCCUGAUCAAGGACAUCCGUCCAGACUCUCCCUCAUCCUCCAGCUUCCCAGCAGUAUCCCAACAACAUCCAAGAAUCAUCUCAGCAAUGUAACUAUGCUUGGCUACAGUUCCUCUCCUCUCCAUGUUCCUAAUCACUGCCUCCUUGUUGAUCUCACUUGGCUGUAUUCCUGAGGUUUCAGUCCAAUUCUGUAUUAAAAGCCUGUAGGCUUCACCUCCCUCGUCACUUAUUUAUGUACAAGACUUCAAGGAGCGUGGUAAUGAGGGUGAGAAGGGUGAUUGCCACUCAGAUAAAUAGCUUGAGAGGACUAUUGAUGCAUUUGAGUUAAAACCUAUCCUGAUUGGCUGUUGUUCUCAGCAAGCACCUGGUUGCUGCCCCAGUCCUAUUCCCUUAGCCUCUGUUUCUCUAUAUGUGUUUGAGAACUUAGAGCAAAUUGCAGGGUUCUUACAUUAAUUGAUUAUAAGGAAUUAUACAAAUAGCCAUGCAAGCUACCUGCUGUCUUGGUGGUUGGUGGCAUUAGCGAUGCAGUAGCAAGGAGAGUCCUCCCUGCUGCUGAGACUCUCCUAAAAGCACUGUCUGGCUUGUGGACGGAACAAAAUGGACAGGAUGGUCAAAAUAAGCUGCACUCCCAAGUAUUGCUUGUGUUUCUUUCAUCUACUUCUCUUUAUUUGAAGAGAGUGGAUUCCCUCCCCGCCCCCACCGCCGCCCCCCAAGAUAUGUGGCUGCUAUUUGUGCAGAAUGAGCUUGUUAUUUAAGCUGCCACUUAGCCAGCAUCAGCAGGACUGUAGGUGGUGAGAAUGUAGGAUCUGAUUAGCAAAGAAAUGUCUGUGCUAAUUCAUGGCUGUGACUCACUGAGUGUGAGCUGGAGGCUUGAAGGCUUCAGCAUAUUGUUGGUUUUAAAAGUUGCAUUUCAUCAUCUCAUAGAUUGGGGCCUGGAUCGCCAAGUUGCAGUCCAGAGCCCUUUCCCCCCCCAGGAUGCAUUUGAGUUGGGGCCGGGGCCGUAGCUCAUUGGUAGAGCAUCAGCUUUGCAUGCAGGAGGUUCAAGCCUUGGCAUCUCCAGGUAGGGCUGGGAGACACUCCUGCCUGAAACCUUGGAGUGCUGCUGCUAGUCGGUGUAGGCAAUACUGAGCUAGGUGGACCAAUGGCGUAAUUUGGUAUAAGGCUAUUUCCGAUAUUCCUGUGGAACUGGGAUGUAGUGAGGGUUUGAAUAUGGCACACCAAAGAGCCUUUUUUGGACCAGAGAAUUGCACCUUGUGCUAAAACUCUGUAGUGACAUGGAGCUAUGCUAAAAAACAGCUUUGUGUUCAGUUCCAGCUUCGAUCCCCAGAGUCUUCAAUUGAAAGGAACAGGUAGGCAGUGAUGGAGAAAACACCCCUACCUGAGCCCUUGGAUAGCUGCUGCCAGUUACUGUAGACAAUACUAAGCUAGAUGGACCAAUACUCUGUCUCAGUACAUGGCAAUUUCCAGUGUUCAUAAGAUACAUAUACUUCUGCUUAGGAUUUCCAACCCUUAGCGGGGGAAAACCCCUAUUUCAUUAAACAAAAUGGGUGCCUCUCAUUGGAGGCUCCAAAGUUCUAGAAAUUCUCGUUUCAGGCUCCAAAGCCUCUUCCUUGCCUUGUGUCAAGACAAUUAGGGAGAAUUUGAAACGUUAUGGUAAGUGGUUUUGAGUGUGAUCAAUUCCAGAACAUACUGUUUGGCUGCUUGUAAAGGAGGAAGAGGUCACACAACCUUUGUUUUUGCCUAUUCUGGUUAACAUGAACAUGAUUUUCCUGACUUGAUCAUAGAAACUCAGAUUAACAUUUUUUAGGUAUUGUGGAUUAUUAGAUCCAUCUGCAAGAUGACUCAAAUUGAGCUGAAUCCACCUCUUGUGCAUAGAGCAAGGGUAUCUUUUAGAGUUUUUGGUAGACACGUGGUUUAAUCAGGGCACAGUAUGUUGCUUAUAUAAGAUCUAGAAAACAGGACAAAGAAGAGACAGAGUUGUCAUUUGCUUGCCUAUAGUACACAGGGAGAAGCAUCAUGAAGCUGUCCUCUGAAGUGCAAAUAAGGAACCAUCAAUAUAAAAGAAGAGGAGGCUGUCUGAAGAGUAGGGCAGGAGAUUAGAAUAGUAUUCAGUCCCCUGAACAGCAGGAAGGAUUCACAGGGAAGAUUCACUUGUCCAAAGCAGAGUGGGAAAACCGCCUAUCUAAAUGGAAGAAGAGGUGUGCAGGUCUCACCUGGUUGGAAGGGAUGGUCCCUUUGACUCAAGAAAACCUAGGGCUUGCUUUGAACCUAGUGUAUAAUCAACUGUUUUGCAAAGAGCAGAGAACUUUUGUGGAACAGCCUUUUAACAGAGUUAGGCUUUGAGUACAUUCAACUUGUAACAUGCAGCAGGGCUUGAGCAGUUUCCACUGACCACUGUGUAAAAAAGAAAAAAAAGAAAUAUAUAUAUUGUGAUCCAAACUUUAUACCUAACUUUCCUUCUCUUCGGAGUUUAAAAAUAGCUGUACUGAUUAAUUUUGUGUUAAAUUUAUAUAUAAACAGAACGUAUAUAGAUCUAUUAAAGUGUAAUUAAAAACUCAUAGUUUGUCUAA